AUGACAUCCCCUUUUAAACUACUAAAGUCUACUCACCUAGGUGUUGUACUUACAUUUGAUGUUUAUGGCUCUAAGCUUCCUCCAGAUGCUACACCCGAACAGCGUGUCAUAGCUACUGUCGGGUAUCUGGGCGCAUCUUAUGAUGUUCCAUCACUUGUGGACAAGCUUCUUCACCAACUUUCCAGCAAGCAAACCAUUGUUGUUAAUGUUUAUGACACAACUAAUGCAUCUGCACAUAUUACAAUGUAUGGUACUGAUGUUGUUGAUACUAGCCUAUUACACGUAAGCGGUCUAGAUUUUGGGGAUCCGCUACGAAAGCAUGAGUUGCACUGCAAGUUCAAGCAAAUGGCUCCAUUUCCUUGGACUGCAUUCAAUGCAUCCGUGGGAGUUUUUGUUAUACCUUGCUUCUUGGGCAUAUAUUUCAUGCAGCAAUAA
Messenger RNA from Vicia faba (fava bean), 435 nucleotides. NCBI's taxonomy places the organism in Eukaryota, Viridiplantae, Streptophyta, Magnoliopsida, Fabales, Fabaceae. The record is from the annotation of a GenBank genome assembly.